Molecule: messenger RNA, 228 nt
Organism: Acaulospora colombiana
Lineage: Eukaryota; Fungi; Glomeromycota; Glomeromycetes; Diversisporales; Acaulosporaceae
Source: the annotation of a GenBank genome assembly
AUGUUGGCGUUUGUGCAGCAAAUACUGGCAUUUGCAACCGUCGAAGUCCUCGAGCCCAACUGGAGAAAACUAGAGGCCAAACUAGGGAAGGAGUGUAUGUUGACUAGCUCAAAGUUACUGAGGGCAAGACCAGCGGAGGAUGGAUACUCGAGGCAUACACCGGAUGCCCUACGGGAAUCCCCCACUGACUUGAUGUUAUUCCCGCACUUGUCGGAACUCGAGUUGUAA